Trichoderma citrinoviride is the source of this 834-nucleotide messenger RNA. RefSeq lists its product as hypothetical. The coding region runs from base 1 to 834 and encodes 277 amino acids. Lineage: Eukaryota; Fungi; Ascomycota; Sordariomycetes; Hypocreales; Hypocreaceae. The transcript has 5 exons. The record is from RefSeq and is a predicted model, not a curated record.
AUGCUCUUCACAGCGACGAUCCAGUUGGCUCUUGCCGGCCUCGCCUUGGGAGCUCGAACGUCUCGGUCCAUUGCUGUGUCCAACCCUUCCAGUCAAAAGGUUACCAGCUCGGCAGCUUUCAGCAGUGGUGCUGGCAACAAUAACAAUGCGAACAUCUACGAUGGCACAGGAAAUGCCGGGUCGGAUACAUACCGGUGCUACUAUGGUGGCUGGGAGAGCUUUCCCCCCGUAUCUGAAUGGAUUGAGUUUGAUGCCAUGUGGAACUACUCAAAGAAUGCCAUGGCAGAAUCCUGUGCCGACCUCGGCAUAGGAUCUUGCUCGAAUGGUGCAGGAGCUUUUGGACCUGGUAACAGCGGAGAGCAGACCGGGUUGAUAUGGAAUGCUAUCCAGCAGGUCGCUCAGGCUUCUCUGGUUGACCAUCGAUUCAUCCUUGCUACCAUUCUCCAAGAGGCACGUUUCCUGCAGCCCUCUAUUGGCUGUGUAAACGUUUGCCCGACCACCAACCCGGACCCUUCCCAGCCAGACAAUCCCGGUCUGAUGCAGUCGGAUGGAGGAGUGACCUUCGUUGGAAACUCUGCCAGCAACUCUGCCCAGCAAUCUAGCAUUACCCAAAUGGUUAUCGACGGAACCCAGGGAACUGCCCUUGGUGACGGACUGGUCCAAUGCAUCAACCAGUAUGGCAACAUUUACGAAGCUGCUCGUUGCUACAACUCGGGUUCCGUAAACAGCGGUAAUUUGAACGACGGCCAAGGAGCAACAGCUUCCUACGUCAACGAUAUUGCUAACCGAAUGACUGGAUGGCUUUAUUCUGACUCAAAGUUCAACCAGUGUUAG